This is a messenger RNA of Setaria italica (foxtail millet), 1674 nucleotides long. Its product is annotated as probable disease resistance protein At5g45440. The transcript has a single exon. The record is from RefSeq and is a predicted model, not a curated record. Gene Ontology annotation, molecular function: ADP binding. Gene Ontology annotation, biological process: defense response to other organism. Bases 353 to 1552 code for a protein of 399 amino acids. NCBI's taxonomy places the organism in Eukaryota, Viridiplantae, Streptophyta, Magnoliopsida, Poales, Poaceae.
AGUUUUGUAAUUAACAUAUAUUUAAUACUUCUAAUUAGCAUCCAAACAUCCGAUGUGACGGGUGAUAAAUUUUAGUGGGGUGUAUCCAAACACCCCCUUACCCUGCCUGACUGCCCAGCAUAUAUGAGUAGGAAACGGGACAAAACAAAAUGGCUUGUCCUGUCGAACAGGCUACAGACCACAGUCGAUCUCCGUUUAGUCGCGACGCGUUUCGUGCUUUUCGUUAGUGGGUUCCAGCUUCCACUGACUGAUGUGAAACCGCUAAGCAAGGUCGCUGAUGUCCGCACUUGCCUGCAACAACAGCUGAGAAGUCAAUAAUCCACACCUCCGGUGGGAGAGGACGACGGCGUCGAUGGCAGUUGAGGUCGUUCAGUUCCUGGUCAGGAAGUUCGUGGAUAGCCUCACGGAGGAGGCGGUGGUGGCCGCGGAGCUCCCUUUCAGCGCCCAAUUCCACGACAUGAGGGGCGAGCUGGAGAAGGCGGCCGUCUCUCCCGCCAACGCCGAUGAGCUCCGGGAGUGCCUCUACGAACUCAACGACUUGCUCGCCGAGUGCCGCAUGCUCACCAACCGCCCGAACCGGCGGAGGUUCUUCACCCAGCCCGACGCAUGGCGGUUCUCCAAGACCAAGAAGAGGGUGGCCGCGGUCAGGCGCAGAGUCCUCCAGUGCGUCGGCAACAACUCCGACGGCAACGCUGCGGCGUCGGAGGAGGACGGCGCCGCCGUCACCGCGGGGUUGGACCGCUGGACGACGUCUUGGCUCGAGCGUAGCAGGAUCCACGGCUUCGACCAGCAGCUCACGGAGCUGGAGUCCAUGGCGUUCAGGGACUGCGGCGCGGGGAGGCUUAACGGCGUUGGCAUCUUCGGCAUGGGCGGCAGCGGCAAGACCGCGCUCGCGCAGCUCCUGUUCAGCAGCCCGCGCGCUCGAGGCCGCUUCUUCCCCAGGAUAUGGAUGUGCAUGUCCCGCACCGCCUGCGCCGGAGCAGACAGGCGCAAGGAAGUUUUGCAGGGCAUCCUCAUGGCUCUUGGAAACGAGGAGGAUGCCAUCCUGUCCAUGGACGGCAGCAAUAGCCUGGCAGAGCUGGUGGUCGCCGUCCACGAACAGCUCAAGGGGAAGAGGUAUCUCAUAGUGUUCGACGACGUGUGGCACGUCAACCGCUGGUACGCCGACGUUGUUGGCGGCCACCAAGCCCCGCAGAGAGCCGAUGACUGGUCGGAACGUUUGGCGUUCGGGCUGCCCAAAGAUAGAGGCGGUCUGGUGAUCGUCACCAGCCGGCUGGAGCAGGCGGCAGAGGCGAUGGUGGGGAAGAGCUGUUUGCACCGUGUGCGGCCAUUGACGGACACCGAGAGCUGCUGGGAAAUUUUCAUGGAUGCCCUCUCCCAGGAGAAAGGGACGGUCGACCUCGCCACUGUUAACAGCAUGAAACAGGAGAUCCUUCAGACCUGCGGCGGGCUCCCGUUGGCGGCCAAGACAAUGGGAGACAUCUUGGCAAGAAGCAGCUUCUCGUCGCCAGCAUCAACAUCUACGAGCCAGGAACUCAUUCAUCAAGAGUGACCGCAUCAUCACUGGUAACGGCGCAAGUCUGAAAUAGGCAAAGCAUCUGUAUAAUAGAUCCAGUGGUAUCUGGUACUAGUGACUUCAAGUGUUCAUUCAGAAUGAAACAGUAUUCUUUGCUA